GAUCCCGAUGUUCAUUGGCCCAUUCCAGUGUUUUUUCCCGUGGUUCUUAAUUUCCUAUAGGUUAGAAGAGCGGGUUUGCUUUUGAAUCAAGGAAAAGAGCAAUCUUUAGGGGCUAGCUUCUGAUUGAUUUGAUGGUCUUAUGCGAUAUUUUUUCUUCAUGGACGAAAUUGCUUUAGUUUAGGCCUGAGUUAGGGGAGCGGGAUAUUGAUGCGAAGAAUGUCUUAUUUUUCACGCCGCUUUUUUGUAAGCCUGCUUAUUGCUCAUCUUAUCUCGCUUGCAUUUGCGUUUAAUAAUUGGUAGCUAUCCCUACUCGAAGUGGGGAAAGAAAGUAACGGAAAUGGAACAAGAUGCAUAUCAUCAUUCUAUAAAUUAUGCAGUUACGACAUUUUUUAUAUAGACAUAGCCUUUCAGCACUCAUGCCAUGUAUGUGGAUAUGAAUUGUGUAUGCCAUGAACCCCUUGAUAUGCUUGCUCAGCUCUUAAUCCUAAAAUGUUUUUGUGGUUAUGUUAGAUCUGGUUUGUAGGCAGUAGGCACAAUUAUGUUUUUAGCCCAAAUAUUUGUGUCAUGGCAGGAACAUACAGUUCUGCUGUUUCCUCUAGACCUCAAAAUAUCCAAUAAAGAGGUGCACUGCUGCUUGCUGAUCUGACUGAUGUCUCGUAUGAUGGUUGUUAUAUUUAACUCUUGGUCUCACCAUUAUUAGGCAGCAUCAUGUGUUGUCUCAGCAAGGAAGGUCAAUCCCAAUAAUUUCAGUCUGUACCUUUUUGUGCUAUGAGCUUGGUCACCACCACAUCCUGAUAGCCAUGCCAAAUGGUGUUAUGUUGAGCAACAAUCGUUGUGCUGUAGGAGACUGUAAUAGAGCAUGUAACAGACUGGAUUUUGGACAUAUAUUACUUGCAUUAAUGGCAAUGCCAGUUGCAUUUGACACGCUAUUGCCAAAUAGAAUGAACAGGAUUGGGAUAGAUCUCUUUUGACCACCUUGCCUUGUCUGUAUCAGUAUGUUGUAGGACGGACCUUACCAAGUAGGUGUUGAAGUUUAUGUAUGAGUCAGUUCAUUUGGCAUGAUGACAUGUCCUGGUUGAUGUCAGGUCUUGCAGGUAGAUACGUUACAUUAGCAUAGGUGGUAUGACAUCGUAGUUAUGUGGUAAUAUUUGUGAUUGGUGAGAAGGAAAUGACUAGGUCAAGUGUUGUUUGCCUCAUGCUGCUGGAAGGUGGUCCUUGAAUUUGUCCUUUUGUAUUAUAUCGGUUGGAGAGUGUGGUCCAUUAUCUUAAAUGAUGGCUGGAUUGGAUAUUGUGGCCCUAAAUGAGGCCCUGCUUGGUAUGGCUUCAACUCUCAGCGCCACGUAGAUCUUGAGUUUGUAGGCUAAGAUAAGGUGGUUUAACUCUCUAUUUUUAGAUUAAAUGGAAACAAAAUGGUUCACCCAAACACCCUUGGUGUACCUAUAGCUCUAGCUCCACGAAUUUCUGAAGCUAGGAAUACCGUGCUCCAAGAAUUCUUGGAUCUGGAGCUCUACCAAACAGGCCUUGAGAAGGAACCAUGGUUUUGAAGUCGUAUUCGAAUCUACUAGAUAUGAGCAGCGAAGAUGUGUUUGACUUCCAACAACCUUUUAGAUCUCUUCCUCGUGUGGUGACCUCUCCUGGCAUCAUAUCCAAUCCCGAUUGGGAAACUAAUACUGAUGUUGAUUCCAUUGGUUCUGCGCCUUCUUGUCUUGAGAGAAAAAUAGUUGUAGCCAACUUCCUUCCUCUGAACUGUACGAAAGAUGAAGCUACCGGACAGUGGUCCUUUGCAAUGGAUGAUAAUCAACUUAUUGUCCAACUUAAAGAUGGUUUUCCAAUUGAGACUGAAGUUGUUUAUGUGGGUAGUUUAAAGGUUCACAUUGAUCCUAGUGAGCAAGAUCAAAUUUCUCAAAAGCUCUUCAAGGAACACAAAUGCAUACCUACCUUUCUCCCAGCUGACCUCCAGCAGCAGUUCUAUCACAGCUUCUGCAAACAGCAACUAUGGCCACUUUUUCAUUAUAUGCUUCCUAUUUGCCAUGAAAAAGGUGAACUCUUUGACCGCUCCCUUUUUCAAGCCUACGUGCGGGCCAACAAAAUCUUUGCUGACAAAGUUAUGGAGGCAAUCAAUUCAGAUGAUGACUGUGUGUGGGUUCAUGAUUAUCACCUUAUGCUUGUCCCAACCUUUUUAAGAAAGAAGCUGCACCGGAUCAAAGUUGGUUUCUUCCUCCACAGCCCAUUUCCCUCCUCUGAAAUCUAUAGGACUCUGCCAGUGCGGGAUGAAAUCCUAAAGUCGCUUCUUAAUGCUGAUCUCAUUGGCUUUCAAACAUUCGACUAUGCCCGCCACUUCCUUUCAUGUUGCAGCAGACUGUUAGGCCUUAAUUAUGAGUCUAAACGUGGUCACAUUGGUAUAGAGUACUUUGGCCGAACAGUGAGCCUCAAGAUCCUUGCUGCAGGUGUACAUGUUGGCCGGCUUGAGUCUAUGUUGAAGUUGCCCGCUACAGUUCGCAAGGUUCAAGAAAUUGAGAACAGAUAUAAGGGCAAGUUGGUGAUGUUAGGUGUUGAUGACAUGGACAUCUUCAAAGGUAUCAGUCUAAAAUUGCUUGGUUUGGAGCUUCUUUUGGAGAGAACACCUAAGCUUAGAGGGAAGGUUGUCCUUGUACAGAUUAUUAACCCUGCACGAAGCACUGGAAAAGAUGUUGAGGAAGCAAUAAAUGAAGCCAUAUCUGUAGCUGAAAGGAUAAAUGAUAAGUAUGGUUCUGUUGAUUACAAGCCUGUUGUCCUUAUUGACUAUCCCAUACCUUCCUACGAAAAGAUUGCAUUUUAUGCUGCAUCUGACUGUUGUAUUGUAAACGCUGUGAGGGAUGGUAUGAAUUUAAUACCAUAUGAGUACACUGUCUGCAGGCAGGGAAAUGAGGAGAUUGAUCAGCUCAGAGGUGUUGAUAAGAGCUUGCCUCAUACAAGCACACUAAUUGUGUCCGAGUUUGUGGGUUGCUCCCCAUCUCUUAGUGGUGCUUUCAGGGUAAAUCCGUGGAGUGUUGAAGACGUGGCUGAUGCAUUAUAUAGUGCAGCAGACCUGACACAGUAUGAGAAGAAGCUGCGCCAUGAAAAGCAUUAUCGCUAUGUUAGGUCUCACGAUGUUGCUUACUGGGCGCGCAGCUUUUCCCAGGAUCUGGAGAGAGCAUGCAAGGAGCACUAUAGCCGAAGGUGUUGGAUAACUGGGUUUGGUCUGAAUUUUAGAGUCAUUGCUCUGUCCCCUGGGUUUAGAAGACUGUCGCAAGAGCACUUUGGUUCUUCUUAUAAGAAGGCUAACAGGAGGGUGAUAUUUCUGGACUAUGAUGGCACCCUUGUGCCCCAGUCGGCUCUUAACAAAGCUCCAAAUGCAGAACUUAUAUCUAUCCUUAACAGAUUAUGCAAUGAUCCGAAGAACAUUGUAUUUAUAGUCAGUGGAAGAGGGCGAGAUUCACUAAGCGAGUGGUUUGCUUCAUGCGAGAAUCUUGGUAUUGCUGCUGAACAUGGAUACUUUACCAGAUGGAACAAAGCAGCUGAAUGGGAAACAAGCUCAUCAGGUCUAGAUUCUGAAUGGAAGCACAUUGCUGAACCUGUAAUGCACGUAUAUGAGGAGACAACUGAUGGGUCCUUCAUAGAACGAAAGGAAAGUGCUCUAGUAUGGCACUACCAGAACACAGAUCAUGACUUUGGCUCCUGUCAGGCAAAGGAGCUAGCGGGCCACCUUGAGCGUGUGCUAGCAAAUGAACCUGUGGUCGUGAAGCGUGGCCAUCAGAUUGUAGAAGUUAAACCUCAGGGAAUCAGCAAGGGGAUUGUCGUUGACAAGAUCAUUCAGACGCUGGUCAACAACGGGGAAGCACCAGACUUUUUGAUGUGCAUUGGUAAUGAUCGUUCGGAUGAGGACAUGUUCGAGAGCAUCAACAAUGCUACCUCCAAUGUUGCUUUCCCCGCCAAUCCAGAGGUAUUUGCCUGCUCGGUUGGCCGGAAGGCCAGCAAAGCAAAGUACUACGUCGAUGGUUGCUGUGAAGUGAUCAGGUUACUCAAAGGUGUAACAGCCAUUUCGUCCCGAAAGGAUACUGUCAGCCAUAGCCAUGCGACCUUCAAUGAUAUGCUCGAGGUUGCCAGUCGAUCCACGAGCAAUUAGCUCGAUUUAUCAAAAGCAAAGCUUAUUCAAUCUGUCAUCGUCAAAUAUCCAACGCCCGCUAGCUACCCAUCAUUCAAAAACCAAACUGUCGCGUGGAGUUCUAAAUCAGCUGAUAUGAAGCAUACACAGCGGUAACAGCACUCACAACCUGUAAGUUCCUCAUCUGAACCCUUGGAGCACCAAGGAGAAAAGCCUUGGACCUUGUAUAGCUCCUGCCUUGCACAUAGUUGCAACUAGCUCCUGACGUCUGUGAUGCACUCUAGAGUCUAGAAUAUUGGUCCAUCAUGUAAGUUGUUUCAGUGUACAAGACAAAGGGCAAACAGUUGUCGUGAGCUGAUUAGCGCAGUAUCAGUAGGCUGCAAUUCGCCCACAUACCGGUGAGAAAUUAAUGGCUGUGAUAGUGAAGUGCCGGGCACUUGAUCCCUAUACUACCUGAGGGGAGAAAGAGACGUUUACUUGUUUCUGUGA
Molecule: messenger RNA, 4612 nt
Organism: Phragmites australis (common reed)
Lineage: Eukaryota; Viridiplantae; Streptophyta; Magnoliopsida; Poales; Poaceae
Product: probable alpha,alpha-trehalose-phosphate synthase [UDP-forming] 10
Exons: 4
Coding region: 1535-4144 (869 amino acids)
Biological process (GO): trehalose biosynthetic process
Cellular component (GO): cytosol
Molecular function (GO): catalytic activity
Source: RefSeq, a predicted model, not a curated record